This is a messenger RNA of Cololabis saira (Pacific saury), 4607 nucleotides long. RefSeq names its product DENN domain-containing protein 5B-like. Gene Ontology annotation, molecular function: small GTPase binding; guanyl-nucleotide exchange factor activity. The coding region runs from base 241 to 4047 and encodes 1268 amino acids. The record is from RefSeq and is a predicted model, not a curated record. Lineage: Eukaryota; Metazoa; Chordata; Actinopteri; Beloniformes; Belonidae. The transcript has 21 exons.
AUGAGCGCUGGCGGACCCGGACUCCAUCCCAGUAUCACAGUCGCACCGCGGAUCGGCCAGUUCGGGCUCCCGCCCCACCGACCAGGAGGGUGACGUCCCGGAUUAUGAGCCUGGUGCGGCACAGGAGCACCCACAGCAGCACCCACAGCAGCACCCACAGCAGCACCCACAGCACCCACACAAGCACCCACAGCAGCAGUCAGCAGUGAGCGGCGCUCCCGCAGCAGCAGCGCGUCCAGGAUGAGCGGCACUGCGGCGUCCUCGGGCGGGUCGGCUUCCUGCCGCUUCGCCCACUACUUCGUUGUGUGCGGGGUGGACGCGGACACGGGCCUGGAGCCGGACGAUGGAGCAGGUGAAAACUUUGAGCAGAGCCCCAUUCGACGGUCCUUUAAGUCAAAGGUUUUGACGCACUACCCCGAGAGCACAGACAGGAACCCCUUCAACAAAGAUGCUGUCAACAUGCUCUGUAUGCCCAGAGGUCUGUCCUUCUGCUCUCAAGCUGACAGACACGACCUUCAGUUUCACUCAUUUACCAUCGCCUUUGACGAUGGAACCCGCUCCUACGGCUUUGUUCAUACCUUCUACGAGGAGGUGACCAGUCCUCAGAUUAUCACUGCCAUGCAGACGCUGUAUCAGAUGCACCACGUGGAGCACCACUCCUCCUCGUCGGCUUCCUCUCCCUCUUCAUCAUCUUCUUCUGCCUCCUCGCCCUCCACCUCCAGCAUGGACUCACUUGCGAGCAGCUUGGAGGAGUCGGAUGCCGAGUCUUUGGCCGGGGUUUCUGGCUGCCUCGGCUGCGUCGGCUCCUUUGAUCCAACACGUGACACCCUGUAUGUCUCCAAAGCCCUCUGCCUCAUCACACCUCUCCCUUUUCUGCAAGCUUCACAACAGUUUCUGGCUCAACUGCACCAAGCUGUGACAUCCCAGACAGCCCCUCCCCUUCCUCUGGAAAGCUACAUCCAUAACAUCCUGUAUGAGGUGCCCUUGCCCCCACCGGGACGGUCACUGAGGUUCCACGGGGUGCAAGGGCCCAUCGUGUGCCAGCGUCCGGGGCCAGGGGAGCUUCCUCUGGCAGACUAUCCUCUCGGAGAAGUCUUCUCCCUGCUGGGUGUGGAAAAUGUGGUGAAGCUACUUACCUGUGCGCUUCUGGAGACACAAGUCCUGCUAUAUUCUCAGGACUACCAGCGUUUGAUGAUGGUGGCAGAGGGCAUCAGCACUUUGUUGUUCCCAUUCCAGUGGCAACACAUCUACCUGCCCAUCAUUUCCACGCCACUUCAUCACCUUCUGGAUGCUCCCGUGCCUUUCCUGAUGGGUAUCCAGCGCAGAGACGGAGCUCAGCGAUCCUCCCUCCACCUCCCGCAUGAGGCUAAUCUAUGUUUCGUGGACAUUGACAGCCACUGUGUCGAUGCUCCUGAGGACCUUCCCUCAUUUCCAGAUCAUAUCGAGCUAAUCCAGGAACUGAGUGAGAUACUGUUGCGUUUCGGACUCCCACCGCAGGGAGGAGUGAGCACGAAGGCCACCACAGGCAGCAGCUCAUCCUCUCCUCGCCUGAGCAGCCUGGUGCUGGAGGAUCUGAUGGAGGACAGGAGGAACGGCAACCUCGGAGGCGAGGAGCUGGCAGUGCUGGAGAGACUGCAGGCUCUGGCGAGGAGGUGUGAAGGAGGAAAAAUGUCAGAGGGAGAAAAGACACUGGUCUUUGCAGAGGAGGAGGAAGAGCUGAAGGCUGCAAAGCUGAAUAUUCAGCUGAGGGAGGUGUUUGCUGUUCGUUUUGCUGCCAUGUUUGGCAGGUAUGAGGAGUUUGUCAUCCACAGCGCUCUGGAUUUGGACUCCUGGUUGAGCAACCGAGAAGGGACUCUCAGCUUUGACAAGGGUUCCUUCCUCUCAGUUCAGCCAGCAACCCACUUGCAGUUCUUGUCACGGUUCCUUGAGACAUCCAUGUUUUCGUCGUUUGUGGAUGGGAAAGUUAUAUCACGCUGGGCAGACAGGGAUCCGCUACAGCAGCUGUUCGACAGCCGUUUGGACCGAGGACGAGUCUAUGACACGGGGGAUGAAGAUUCCUGCUGCCGUCCCUACAGGAAAUGCACGUCGCUCUUUGAGUCAGGUCAGACCAUUGAGCAAAGGAUGCUGAAAGUGGACCACACGGCCAUACACCCCCACCUGCUGGACAUGCGGAUCGGUCAGGGUCGUCACCAUCCGGGCUACUUCCCUAAGCUGCAGGCGGAUGUGCUCGCACAGAACACCAACAAGUGGUCCGGUCGCGUCACCGUCUCGCGCAGGUUAGAACCCAAGAGACUGACCGUAGCCGAGCACACGGGCGUGGACAAUGAGCCGAGACAGAAACACACAAUUACGAGAAGAACCUUACACCAGUCGAAACUACUCGACCCGUCCCCUGAAGCCGUCUUCCAGACUCACCGGGACUUUGUCGAUGGGUUGCUGAGCGAGUGUCGUCUGAAGACCAAGCGGAUGCUGAUGGAAAGGAUGGGGAAGGAGUGUGUGGAAGUGGGUCAGGGAGAGGCCAGCAUCACGGGCCUCCAGGAAAACACACUCAUCCAUGGCCUGUGUGAUUUGCUGGAGAGAACCUGGGGCCACGGUCUGCAGAUGAAACAGGGAAAAUCUGCUCUCUGGUCCCAUCUGCUUCACUACCAGGCGGCUCAGGGGAAGACGGAGGCACCAGCUGGCUCUCCAGCUUAUUCAGGAUGCAACGGCUCAGACCAGAAGACGCUCGAUGAUGACAGUUUGCUUCUGAGAUGGUCAUUAAUACAGGACAUGAGGUUUAUCCAAACCAUGAGUGACAGUCUGUCCGAGGUGGCUCAGGCCAGAGCUUGGAUCCAUUUGGCUUUGGAGAAGAAAAUGCUGUCCCAACAUCUCAAAGAGCUGCUGACGAACCCGCAGCUGCUCAGACAAAUGUAUAAACCUCACGCAUUCCUACUCUGUGAGGAAGAGAGGGAACAGUUUCUGUUCCACCUGCUCUCCCUCAACACUGUGGACUACCUCUGUUUUACGCGCGUCUUCACCUCCAUCUGUAUUCCCUACCGUGUUGUCAUAGUACCCAUGAAGAAACUGAGCAUAGCCAUGGCAACAGUUAACCCGUGGGUGUGUGUGUCGGGAGAAAUGGGUGAUUCAGGAGUUAGACAGAUCCCAAAGAAUACACAAGAAAUCUUUUUCCAGUGUAAGAACCUGGGCAGGCUGAGCACGCUGCAGCUGGGGGUGCAGGAGAACUCAGGGCUGCUGGCCAAGUGUCUGGUUGACUGUGUGAUGGUCUACAAUGAAAUCACAGGACACACCUACAAGUUCCCAUGUGGCCGAUGGCUUGGGAAGGGUGUGGGUGACGGCAGCUUGGAGAGGGUCCUGAUCGGCCAGCUGGUAUCACCUGGUGCAGAGGAGGAUGCUGGAAGGUGGACAGGAACUCCUCCAGAGCUGGCCUCUCCGUCUCAGAGUGUGCGGACAAUGCUGGGAUCACUUGGCACCCGAAGCAGAAUGCACUCCGCUGAAGUACAAGAGGACGUGAGGGAGGCGGCAAAUAACCUUGUUAAACAUUUCCACAAACCUGAACAAGAGAGAGGAAACCUGACCGUCUUGUUAUGUGGAGAAGGGGGGCUGGUGCUUGCUUUGGAGAAAUUCCUCCUCCACGGAUUCAAAACCAACCGGCUAUUCCAGAGGAAUGUGUUUGUUUGGGAUUUUGUAGAGAAAGCAGUGGUUUCCAUGGAGACAGCGGAUCAGAUGGGUGACCUGCAUGGAUCGACGCUCCCAAAGGGUCCACCCUGCGACUCUCUGUGCCACUACGUCAAUGCCAUCAAUGGCUCGCCCCGAAACAUCGGAAAAGAGGGAAAAUUCCAGCUGUUCGUGUGCCUGGGGAUCAGGGACCGGCUUCUGUCCCAGUGGCUCCCCCUGCUGGCAGAGUGUCCCCUGACCGCUCGGACAUACGAAGAAGGAGCUCUAAUACGGGAACGUGCGGCUCUGCAGUCCCUCUGUCGUAUCCUACAAACCCUAAACGAGUUCAGCGUCACCCUGGAGGCAGCCUUGGUCAAAGGAGUUGACCUCUGACACUAACACGCUCCUGCCGCUCUGAAACAAAAUACUGGCACUCUAAUGGGUUCAAGUGUUUGUUCUUCUAUCUGUGGAAGAAGGGGGUACGCUCAGACACUUGCAAAAUGUGACUUCAUCAUCAAAAUGGCCCGUGAACCAGAUGAAAACACCGGCUACUCGAGCACCAAACAUAUUGCCUUGUUUACUGAUGUAAAUGUCUUACCUACUGUAUUUGCUUCAGGAAAUAGUCCUAUGCUUGUUUACACUGUGAAAUCCUGUCUCCAAGAGAAAUAGUCAAUGAUAAAGCCACACCUACAAUAGAUAUUUUCCCUGAUGAUAUGAUUUACUUUAUCUGACCAUAGAACAACUAUAACUGUCCGUUUACUGCUGUAUUGCUUGCACUGGAAUUUUAAACAUGCAUGGCCAGAAUAUUUGUUUCAUGUCUUUGGGUAUCGUGAUCUGUAAUGUCAUAAUUUAAGCCUUAUUAAUCUUCUUUGAUUUGAUAUAUUGGUAGAUCUACUUGAGGAAAAAAAAAUGUUGUCAUUGUAUGAUUUAAAAAUAAAAAUUGCUACAUUAUG